UCACACCAUUCGUCAGUAGAGCGUUUUCUGUAGGUUUUUUCUUUAAGUAGUGUUCAACAUCAAUUUAUCCAAUAUGUGGGCAAGCAAGCUAAAGACAUUUACGCCUUACCUCUCAUUUGGAGUAGUAGCGACUGGAACUUCGUAUUUAGUAUUCCGUACCAUCAGAAAAGUUAAUGUAGCGCAUGCAAGUGCCGUCCAUACACCAGUAAAGACAUUUGCAGAGACUCGUGUUGUAGUCGUGGGCGGCGGCUAUGCAGGAAUGAAUCUGGCACAGAAGAUCAAGAAGAACUGUCAGUUAACAUUGAUUGAUGCUCGGGAUUCUUUCCAUCAUAAUAUGGGUGCACAGAGGUCAGCCUCUGAACCAGGCUACAUCAAGAAAUGUCUCAUUCCAUUUGAACCAACAUUUGGUGACAAAUUCAAGCGUGGUAAAGUCGUUGGUAUCAACGUCCAGCAACAGACUGUGACUCUGGCUAGUGGUGAAACGAUACCUUAUGAUGACCUCGUUAUAGCAACUGGUACAACUGGCAAAUUCCCCUCCAAACUGCCUGUAGAUACGAGUGCAAGUGAAGCGAUUGCAAGAUAUGAAGACAUGGUUGCCAAGGUCCAGAAAGCUCAGGACAUUGUUCUUAUUGGUGGAGGUGCAGUGGGCGUCGAGCUGUCAGGUGAUAUAAAGGAAGAUUACAAGGAGAAAGAAGUGACAUUGAUUCAUCCAAGAGAAAUCAUUGUCAAUGACAGGGUAUCUGAGUCAUUCCAGAAUACUGUAAAAGAACGAUUGAAAACUCUUGGAGUGAAGACAAUGCUUGGCGAGAGRGUCACCAACCUGCCUGAGAUCCGUGAAAAAGGCUACUUGAAUGUAACUGUCAAGACUGAUAAAGGAAGCGAGAAGAAGGCAGAUCUUGUUAUUGAAUGUACUGGACUCAAAGUCAACUCUGAGGCUUAUAAAGACAGUUUUGGUGACAAGAUGGAUGAGCUAGGACGCUUGAAAGUGGAUGAGUACUUGGGUGUAGAGGGGGUACCCAAUGUAUAUGCAAUUGGUGAUUGUACUUCAACCCCUGAGAUCAAACUAGCCAGGCUGGCCGARGCUCAGUCGACUUACAUGAGCAAAAACCUUCAGGCUAAACACGAAGGCAAAGAAAUGACGGUUUACAAAAUGGAAGAGGGCAAGUCUUUCAUCAUCUCGGCUGGCCGUUCAGGGGGGGCGGUGCAGAUGGGUAACUGGGUGUUCGGUGAUUGGUUGUCCAGAACAAUCAAAGGCAACAGUGUUUUUACUCCAAUGCAGUGGAAAGCAAUGGGACAAGAAAUGCCCAAGUAGACCCCCCACGGGACUUUCAAUAAACACAACCGAAUCAUUAUCGACAACUAAGCCACUUUCAAACACUGAAGCUCACAAGUACCCAGCUCAAUGCAAAUGAGACGAUGAUAACCACAGGCAGCCCAUCCAUUACAGAUUAGAUGGGCUGCAUGUGAGAUAAUGAGCAAAAACUGAAGAAUUUCUGUGUUUGAAACGGGCUUGGUUUUUGGUGAAGUACUUUAUCUCUGUUCUUGCUAUAGAAAUAAAAUUAUAUACCAGAUUUGAAA
Exaiptasia diaphana is the source of this 1578-nucleotide messenger RNA. Its product is annotated as apoptosis-inducing factor 2. Gene Ontology annotation, cellular component: cytoplasm. Lineage: Eukaryota; Metazoa; Cnidaria; Anthozoa; Actiniaria; Aiptasiidae. Gene Ontology annotation, molecular function: flavin adenine dinucleotide binding; electron-transferring-flavoprotein dehydrogenase activity. The record is from RefSeq and is a predicted model, not a curated record. The transcript has 7 exons. Bases 74 to 1312 code for a protein of 412 amino acids.